AUGGCGCAUCGCGGCGAGACUUUCCACAAAGAUGUAUGUUGCAUCGCAGACUUGAAGGAGCUGGGGAGUCGGCGGUUAUCUCCCAUGGCGAGGGACUAUUACAACGAGGGCGCUAUGGAUCUAAUCACCCUGCGCGAGAACGAAUCGGCAUAUGAUCGGUAUAAAAUCCGGCCCAGGAUCCUGGUGAAUGUGGACAAAAUCGAUACUAGCACAGAGAUACUGAACACCAAGGUAUCCCUCCCUUUCGGCUUUAGCCCCGCCGCCUCUCAUAAACUAGCACACCCCGACGGAGAACUUGCGACAUCACGCGCGGCGGCCAAACAUGGAAUUUGCAUGGGCUUGUCAUCCUAUUCGACCUACCCGCUUGAGGACGUGGCCGCCCAGGGUUUGGGGAAUCCGUAUGUGAUGCAGAUGUGUGUGCUGAAGGAUCGAUCCAUCACCGUCCAGUUGCUGGAGCGAGCGGAGAAGGCGGGAUACAAGGCUUUGUUCUUGUCGGUCGACGUGCCUGUACUGGGCAAGCGGUUGAACGAGUACCGCAACGAGUUUCGCAUCCCGGAUGAUAUGGCCUGGCCGAAUAUCCUCAGCUACGGAGGCGACUCCUCUGAUCGCACCGACUAUGACCCGAGUCUGGAUUGGGAGACGGCGAUUCCCUGGCUGCGACAGCACACAUCGCUUAAGAUUUGGUUGAAAGGAGUGUCCACCCCCGAGGACGUGGAACUUGCUAUCCAGCAUGGCGUCGACGGGAUUGUGAUCUCCAACCACGGCGGGCGCCAGCUGGACGGAGUCCCGGCUACCCUCGAUGCCCUGCGAGUGUGUGCCCCUAUUGCCCGGGGUCGCAUUCCGAUCACUGUUGACGGCGGCAUUCGUCGAGGGUCGGAUAUCUUCAAGGCGCUGGCGCUGGGAGCGAGUUACUGUUUUUUAGGGCGAAUUCCAAUUUGGGGCCUCUCGUACGAUGGCCAGGCAGGAGUCGAGCUCGCGAUCAGGAUCCUUGCUCAGGAGCUGAGGAUUACCAUGGCGCUGGCUGGGUGCCGCACCAUCAGCGAAAUUAAACAAAGUUACCUGUCGGUGCUGCGCUCCGACGGUCUCCUGGCGAAGCUUUGA
Messenger RNA from Penicillium macrosclerotiorum, 1101 nucleotides. RefSeq names its product alpha-hydroxy acid oxidase. Gene Ontology annotation, molecular function: oxidoreductase activity; FMN binding. The coding region runs from base 1 to 1101 and encodes 366 amino acids. The transcript has 9 exons. The record is from RefSeq and is a predicted model, not a curated record. Lineage: Eukaryota; Fungi; Ascomycota; Eurotiomycetes; Eurotiales; Aspergillaceae.